GUUUGUUUUCAAUACAAGUGAAAAAGAGAUAUUCCUUCGGAAAGGCAAGAAAGCCUCGCUCACUUGAUCUAUCUGGUUUUGUCCAGGUUAAGUCAAUAUGUCGAGUGGUGUAACACAACAAGCUGCCGUGUCAGUCAGCUUGGACGAUCUAAAGAACGACAAGAUCGACUUCUCGACGUUGGAGGAGGCAUUUGGACCAGCUUCUCUGGGCAUCAUCGUCGUCAAAGACCUUCCUGUAAAAUUCCAUGAUCUCAGACGGAGACUCUUGUCCUACUCGUCCGCUCUCGCAAAUCUUCCUCAAGAGGAAUUACAGAAGCUUGAAUCUCCGGUAUCAAAAUGGCUGGUAGGAUGGUCCUGCGGCAAGGAAACGCUCAAGGACGGACGAUACGACACGCUGAAGGGAUCCUACUAUGUCAACUGCGCACCCGGCUUCGAAGCUGAGCAGAAGAAAAUGGCGGAGAGGUACCCUUCCUUCCCAGAGUACACUGCUCCCAAUGUCUGGCCGUCCGAGGAGCUUCUUCCAGGAUUCGAGACGACCUUCCGCGAGCUGUGCACCCUCAUCAUCGACGUCGCCGCACUGGUCGCUCGUGCCUGUGACAGGUACGCGGAAGCCAACAUUGAGGGCUACACGAGGGGCUAUCUCGAGCACGUGGUCAAGACGAGCGUAUCAACAAAGGCGCGCUUGCUCCACUACUUCCCCUCACCUGAAACCCAGGGAACAGAAAGCGAUGGUGAUAUCAAGGACGAAGACGAUUGGUGUGCCACGCACGUCGACCACGGCUGUCUAACGGGCCUUACCUCGGCCAUGUUCGUCGACGAGGCGUCUCACCCACCCCAAACGGGCGCAUCUUUCGCACCCCUCGAGGAGUUGGAUCGGUCGCCCGACCCCAAGGCCGGGCUGUACAUUCACUCUCGAACGGGUGUGAGGACCAAGGUUGCCAUUCCUCGAGAUUGUCUUGCGUUCCAGACGGGCGAAGCGCUCGAGGUGAUUACCAAGGGGAAGUUCAAGGCGGUGCCGCAUUUUGUUCGAGGGGCGGCGCAUGGGGCUGGAGGAAAGGUGGCGCGGAAUACGUUAGCGGUGUUCACGCAGCCGAAUCUAUGGGAGAAGGUGGAUGAGACGAGGGACUUUGCAGCGUUUGCGAAGGAGAUUGUGGAGAAGAACCAUUAG
Molecule: messenger RNA, 1168 nt
Organism: Westerdykella ornata
Lineage: Eukaryota; Fungi; Ascomycota; Dothideomycetes; Pleosporales; Sporormiaceae
Product: Clavaminate synthase-like protein
Exons: 3
Coding region: 98-1168 (356 amino acids)
Source: RefSeq, a predicted model, not a curated record